AUGUCUGGUAAUCGCCGCCCAUUCAAGCUAUUCUCAUCUCGCAAAGACUCAAAUGAAGACCCUACGUAUCCUCCCCCUUAUCACUCCACUGCACCCACGAGCUCGCAAACAGGCGGUGCAAAGCCCAUCUUCGAUUUCUCAAACAUGAAUAUCAGCAUGGAUACCGGCUCAUCUAAGUUAUCUACCCCAAGUGGUAAAUACCCAUCAAAAAGUACAUCUUCGCUUUUAGCCCAAGAUUUCCAAAACUCCCCAGUUUACUAA
Botrytis fragariae is the source of this 261-nucleotide messenger RNA. RefSeq lists its product as uncharacterized. NCBI's taxonomy places the organism in Eukaryota, Fungi, Ascomycota, Leotiomycetes, Helotiales, Sclerotiniaceae. The transcript has a single exon. The coding region runs from base 1 to 261 and encodes 86 amino acids. The record is from RefSeq and is a predicted model, not a curated record.